AUGUGCCUAGUUGAGGUGGAAAAAUCGCCGAAGCCAGUUGCCGCUUGUGCAAUGCCCGUUAUGAAGGGUAUGAGAGUUAAAACUAACUCUGAUCUCACAAGAAAAGCUCGGGAGGGUGUAAUGGAAUUUCUACUCGUAAACCACCCACUGGAUUGCCCAAUUUGUGACCAGGGUGGAGAGUGUGAUUUGCAAGAUCAAUCAAUGGCAUUUGGCUCUGAUAAGAGCCGCUUCACCGAUAUCCAUUUCUCAGGAAAAAGGGCCGUCGAAGACAAAGAUGUUGGACCCUUGAUCAAAACAAUUAUGACUCGCUGUAUCCAUUGCACGCGCUGUAUUCGAUUUGCAUCUGAAGUGGCGGGAGUUGAUGACCUCGGUACAACUGGCAGAGGUACAGAUAUGCAGGUCGGAACUUACGUCGAGAAAAUGUUCCUCUCGGAGUUGUCGGGUAAUAUCAUUGACUUGUGCCCCGUAGGGGCUCUCACAUCGAAGCCUUAUAGUUUCGCCGCACGACCCUGGGAAACUAGGAGGAUCGAUUCGGUCGACGUAUUAGACCCUUUGGGUAGCAACAUUGUAGUCGCGACGAGAACAAACGAAGUACUGCGUAUUCUUCCAAGAACUAAUGAGGAGAUCAACGAGGAGUGGUUGUCGGACAAGUCGCGGUUCGCGUGCGACGGGCUGAAGCGGCAGCGGCUGGUGACGCCCCUGAUGGCGGACAGCCGCGGGAACCUCACGCCGGUCGAGUGGGAGGACGCCAUGGUGGCCGCCGCCAGGGCGCUCCGCGGCUGCCCACCGGACAAGCUGUUGGCAGUUGCCGGCGACUUGGCCGAUGCGGAGUCGCUGGUCGCCCUGAAGGACCUGGUGAACAGGCUGGGCUCCGAGAACGCGUGCACCGAGCAAUACUUCCCGCUAGAGGGCGCCGGGAUCGACCUGCGCUCGACCUACCUCCUGAACACGGGAAUCGCCAACGUGGAAGAUGCGGACUUCGUGCUUCUCAUUGGUACCAACGUGCGGUUCGAGGCGCCACUGCUGAACACCCGCAUCAGGAAGGCGUUCAUGCACAAGGAGACGGACGUAGCGCUCAUCGGCCCUAAGGUCGACCUCACCUACGACUACACGCACGUGGGCGAGUCGGCGUCGCUGGUGCGCGAGCUGGCGACAGGCUCGUCGCCCCACGAGGUGGGCCAGCGGCUGCGACAGGCUCGUCGGCCGGUCGUCAUCCUCGGCGCCGACCAGCUCAAGGGGCCCGAGGGGCCGGCGCUGCUCGCGCACACGCAGGAGCUCGCCCUCCGCUUGCAGGAACAGCUCGAGGAUAAGAGCUGGAAGGUGCUGAACGUGCUGCAGCGCACCGCGUCGCAGGUGGCCGCCCUGGACAUCGGCUACAAGCCCGGCGUGGGGGCGCAGCUGUCCGCCGGCCCGCAGGUGGUCUACCUGCUGGGGGCCGACGGCGGGGUGGUCACCCGCGACGCGCUGCCCAAGGACGCGGUGGUCAUCUACCAAGGCCACCACGGCGACGCGGGCGCUUCGGUGGCGGACAUCGUGCUGCCCGGCGCCGCGUACACGGAGAAGCGCGCCACGUACGUGAACGCCGAGGGGCGCGCGCAGCAGACGCUGCCGGCCGUCACGCCGCCGGGGAAGGCGCGCGAGGACUGGAAGAUCAUCAGGGCUCUGUCGGAGGUGGUCGGCAAGCGUCUGCCGUACGACAACCUGGACGAGGUGCGCGACCGCCUCAGCCAGAUAAGCCCGGCGCUCGUGGCGUACGGCGAUGUCCAGGACAACAACUACUUCGCGCAGGCUCGAUCGCUCGCGCAGAGCCUCCAGAAGCCUCUGUCGGGUAAUCUCGACGUGAAAAUGAAGAAUCUGGAGGAUUAUUUCAUGACAGACGCCAUUAGCCGCGCAUCGCCCACUAUGGCGAAGUGCGUGCAAGCCGUUCUCAAACAGAAACAAUCCACCUAC
Molecule: messenger RNA, 1950 nt
Organism: Iphiclides podalirius (scarce swallowtail)
Lineage: Eukaryota; Metazoa; Arthropoda; Insecta; Lepidoptera; Papilionidae
Source: the annotation of a GenBank genome assembly